AUGAGACUAACAACAACACGCAAGAAUUGGAAUGCUACGGUAGCGCAGUGGCUCUCCGGCGAAGGGGGCUUCGAGGAUAGAAACAAGGAGAAGGGGAUGGUGAUCAGAGGGUGGGCUCCGCAGGCGGUGAUACUGACGCACCCGUCGGUCGGGGGGUUCGUGACGCACUGCGGUUGGAACUCGGUGCUGGAGGGCGUGAUUGCAGGACUGCCCACAAUCUGCUGGCCUAGCUUCGGCGACCAGUUCAUGAACAAGAAGGUGAUCACCAACAUACUCAAGACCGGCGUCGACGUGGGGAUUAAAGGCCGCCAGAUAUCGCACAUGGAUAGCGUGCAGCUGCUGUCGAGGCAGGAGGUGGAGCGGGCGGUGCGGAGUCUGAUGGACGGCGGGGAGGAGGCAGAGGAGCGGAGGCAGAGGGCGGCCAAGUUCGCGGAGGAGGCGAGGAAGGCGAUGCAGGAAGGAGGGUCGUCUUACAAGGACCUGGACAGGCUCAUGCAGUUCGCCUCGCAGAAAGAUUGCAAUGGAGCAGAUUAG
Messenger RNA from Ananas comosus (pineapple), 534 nucleotides. RefSeq names its product UDP-glycosyltransferase 73B4-like. The coding region runs from base 1 to 534 and encodes 177 amino acids. Gene Ontology annotation, molecular function: UDP-glycosyltransferase activity. The record is from RefSeq and is a predicted model, not a curated record. Lineage: Eukaryota; Viridiplantae; Streptophyta; Magnoliopsida; Poales; Bromeliaceae. The transcript has 2 exons.